Ylistrum balloti is the source of this 1001-nucleotide messenger RNA. RefSeq names its product leucine-rich repeat-containing protein 72-like. The record is from RefSeq and is a predicted model, not a curated record. Lineage: Eukaryota; Metazoa; Mollusca; Bivalvia; Pectinida; Pectinidae. The coding region runs from base 1 to 822 and encodes 273 amino acids. The transcript has 8 exons.
AUGGCCGACCCCGACGACGGACCGUCUCCGGACGAGACAAUAUCCCAGCUGUUAAAACAAAGAGGAAUCAAGAAGAACAAGGAUGUAGAUCAGCUAUAUCUGGCAGACAAGAGCCUCACACAUGUCACUGACUUGUCACGGUUUGCCUACCUUCGGAUACUGUGGCUGAAUGGGAACAGAUUACGGAGGUUGAAUUGUCUACAUCAGAACUACAUGAUUGAGGAGCUCCAUUUACACAACAAUGAGUUGAUAGAGAUCACCGGUGCCUUACGACAUCUCACUUGUCUCAAAGUUCUCAUGCUUCAGAACAACCAACUGACCAAGCUUGAAAGGGUUGUUCGUGAGUUCUCGAGGAUGCAGUCCCUCCAUACACUAAAUUUAUUCAACAAUCCUGUUGCUCAGGAGAAGGAUUAUCGCCUUUUUGUGAUCCAGUCAGUGCCCUCUGUCACACUCCUCGACAGACAGGAGGUAGCUAAAUCUGAGCGUGAGCUCUCCAAUAGGAUAUAUGACCAGGACAAAGAGAAAAUCCGGGACACCGUUGCCUUUGGGAGAAGAUCGGAAGGCCCGCCCUCAAUAUACUAUCCGGCAGAAAGCAACCAGAGGAACCAGCCUUCUACAGAUUCCAAGCUGAUAGGAAACAGUUUUAUGAGAGAUAAUCCACCCUUUGAGACAGAGGAAGAUGCGAUUGCUGCCCGGCGCAUGAAGAAAUCCCUAAUUGUUUAUACAACGUUUGAUUGGGCCAAAGUUCCGCGUAUAGAAGAACGAAGACAGUCAGACAAACCAUUUGAUUCCCCAGAGUUGAUAACUCACGUGUAUAGAUGAUAAGUGGGAUUGAUAUUGGAAAAUUAAAGACAGUACUACCUUACUUGGUUGUAGAUGUUAAGAUAUUUAUUACGUUGAAUGGCGAAGAAAAAUAAAUAUAUUUAUUAAAGUUGAAUUAUGCUGUACUCCAUAUUCUGUUAAGCAUUGAUAUAUAUACAAAGUAUAUGUUUUUUCAUAAA